AUGAUCUCCAAGAGUGGUUUCGAUUGGUCGCUAAACUUCAAAUGGGUCUACAUACCAUGGGAAUACUUCGACAUCAAGGAGAACAACGUGAAACCGAUCGAAUCCCCAUCGAUGUCCGGUGGACUGCUGGCUGUUCGAAGCGAAUAUUUCCGUUCAUUGGGUGAAUAUGACAUGGGUAUGGAAAUAUGGGGUGGCGAGAAUGUUGACCUUGCUCUCAAGACAUGGAUGUGCGGCGGUCGAGUAGUGGUGGCGCCAUGCAGCCAUGUUGGGCACGUUUUCCGAACUAUGCGGCCUUACAAAGGUAAAGACAACUCGGACACAAACCUCUACAAUUCACUACGUGUGGCGAAGACAUGGCUAGGAAAGUACGAGAAAUACUUCAUGCGAGCUCGUCCGUCGGCAGCAAAAAUGGAUUUUGGAGAUGUGAGCCCUGGGCUUGAGCUGAAGAAGCGUCUUGACUGCAAGGACAUGGAUUGGUAUUUGGAUAAUGUGUAUCCAGAAUUAAAACCGUCGGAAGAACAGGAGAAACACGAAGAGUUAUGA
Messenger RNA from Ostertagia ostertagi, 543 nucleotides. Lineage: Eukaryota; Metazoa; Nematoda; Chromadorea; Rhabditida; Trichostrongylidae. The record is from the annotation of a GenBank genome assembly.